Talaromyces proteolyticus is the source of this 1991-nucleotide messenger RNA. RefSeq lists its product as uncharacterized. NCBI's taxonomy places the organism in Eukaryota, Fungi, Ascomycota, Eurotiomycetes, Eurotiales, Trichocomaceae. The transcript is spliced from 6 exons. Bases 279 to 1820 code for a protein of 513 amino acids. The record is from RefSeq and is a predicted model, not a curated record.
UGAUAAACGGUGUUACUAGAUGUAAUUAUAAGGACAUAGCGGGCGUGGCUGAGCACUCGGCGGGGACUGCCCCUCCUCCCCCACCAGCCACAGAUGACCGUAUUCACGGCCGGCCAUGUCAUGUCGUCGUCCCAAGUCUGUUCAGCUGCGGCGCUUAUUACUGCAAUGGUCUAUUAGCAGUGCUGCGGUCCGUUAACCAAGUCACUACCGUCUCUCCUGUAUACUCCCACUCGAGAGCAUUGCAUCGCAUUGUCUUCCCAGCGCAAGUCGAUUACAUCAUGGGGUUCGCAUCGAAAAUCGCCGGCAGCCAGCCCGCAGGAGGAGGUCAAGGUGUCUAUUCGGGCGCGCCUCCCUCUGGGUACACGGGGGGUCCUCCGCCCGCUCAGCCUCAGCAGCAGUACCAGGCGUACCGCCCGUCGCCGCCACAGGCACCAGGGCAGCAGCAGCAGCAGCAGCAGCAGCCUCAGGCAUACCCACCGUCUGGUCAAGCAAGCGCCCCGGGACCAGGCUACAAUCAGUACCCCCCUCAAGGCCCUCCACAAGGAAACUAUGGACCGCCACCACCAGGAGGGCCAGGAGGACCAGCCCCUUAUGGCGGAGCAUACGGCGGUGCACCCCCGGGUCGAGGCCGUCGGGCAACGCCGCAGGAGCUUUCGACGUAUAAGCAGCUCUUAAGCGGUUCUAUCCAGGAUAACCAGAUCCAGUCGUUUUACCCUCCCCAGAAACUUGACCAAGUCGUCCAGAAUCUUGAGACCGCGCCGGAUAAGCUUCAACAGCUCAUAAAGGAGUGGAAUGUUCCCCAGGAGGUGGCCUUUGACGUUCUGAAGCUGUCUUUGUUUGACACCAUCAUCUAUGUCGACGAUAGUGGCUCCAUUCAGUUCGAAGAGGACGGAACCCGGUUGACCCAACUGAGACAAAUCUUGGGUCUCAUUGCUGCUGCCGCUUCCAAAUUCGACCAGGACGGUGUUAGCGUUCGGUUCAUGAACUCGGAUGAGAAAGGCGACAAUAUCCGUAGUAAAGAGGAUGUUGAAGCUUUGGUGUCACGUGUGCGGUUCUCCGGUCUGACACCAAUGGGAACGAGUCUGAAACAGAAAGUGCUGGAUCCAAUGGUGAUUGGCCCGGCAAGAGCUGGCCGUCUUGAUAAGCCGGUUCUUGUUAUCACAAUUACAGAUGGUCAGCCUGCUGGUGAACCACACAAUGCCGUCACGGAGGCAAUCCGCUCAGCCGUUGAUGAGUUGUCCCGCAGCGGCCGCUACCGUGGUGGUGUCAGUUUCCAAUUCGCACAAGUUGGAACUGAUUUGCAUGCUCGUCAGUUCUUGUCUAAACUAGACGAGGAUCCUAGCAUUGGUCAGUUGAUUGAUUGUACCUCGAGCUUCGAGGUGGAGCAGGAUGAGAUGUCUCGAGCAGUUCCACCAGUUAAUCUGACUCGAGAGCUUUGGAUUGCCAAAGUCAUGCUUGGUGCUAUCGACCCCUCCUACGAUACAAAAGAUGAAAAGGCAGCCGGAGCUGGACAACCUCCUCCUCCAUCUGGUCAAUAUGGCGGCUACAGCCAGCCUCCCUAUAACCAGGGUGGUUAUCCUCCAGCUCCUCAGGGCUACGGACAGCAAAACUACGGACAGCCUCCUCAGUCCGGUUACGGUCAACAGCCACAAGGAUAUGGUCAACAGCCACAAGGAUAUGGUCAACAAGCCCCCCCUCCUCAGUAUGGCGGCUAUGGCCAGGCACCUCCAGGACAGGCUCAGUAUGGUCAACAGCCACAAGGCAACUAUCCUCCUCAACAGGGCCACGGACAAGCUCCUCCCCCACCACGUCGGUAUUGAUUAGGUGAAGCGUUGCUGAGCAAGGUUGCAAGCUGAGACACAAUAAAUAGUGCUGGGAGAGGAAACAGUCCUUAAAAUGGUGGAGAAGAAUGGGUUGAUUCAGAUAAGGUAUAAAGACUGCUCUAGGAAAUAAUUUACUUUGUACAAGCGCUUUCACUCAAAGAUGACUCG